CAGGCGGAACAUCUGUGAAAGGCGUGCAUUUGAAACAGUGAGCAGUGGUGAGGAGCUUUGGGGUUAAAGGUUUUAAGUCCUUAAGUAGGUGGUGCUUUUGUAAUAAAAUGGCACGGGUUUUGGUUGGUGUGAAGCGCGUUAUAGAUUAUGCUGUUAAGAUUCGUGUAAAACCAGAUAAAACAGGCGUUGUUACAGAUGGAGUCAAACACUCCAUGAAUCCAUUUGAUGAAAUCGCCGUGGAGGAGGCGGUUCGAAUGAAAGAAAAAAAAUUAGCCUCAGAAAUAGUUGCUGUUUCUUGUGGACCAGCCCAAGCGCAAGAAACCUUGAGAACAGCUCUUGCGAUGGGAGUGGACCGUGGUAUCCACGUUGAAAUCUCAGGUCCUGAAUAUGAGACUCUGCAACCCAUUCAUGUGUCCCAGAUUCUUGCCAAAAUUGCAAAAGAUGAGAAAGCUGAUCUAGUUAUUGUUGGCAAACAGGCAAUUGAUGACGACUCAAACCAGACAGCACAAAUGACGGCAGCCUUCUUGGACUGGCCACAGGGAACCUUCAUAUCCAAGAUUGAAAAGACAAAUGGUGAAUUAAAACUGACCAGAGAAAUUGAUGGUGGUCUUGAAAUGAUCAAAAUAAAGAUGCCAGCUGUCCUCAGUGCUGAUUUGAGGUUAAAUGAACCUAGAUACGCAACACUGCCAAACAUUAUGAAAGCAAAAAAGAAACCUAUUAAGAAAUUAUCACCAAAGGAUCUUGGUGUUGAUACUGCAGCACGAAUUGAGGUUGUGAGUGUGGAAGACCCACCAGUUAGACAGGCAGGUUCCAUCCUAGCUGAUGUUGAUGAAUUGGUCACAAAACUUAAGGAGGGAGGACAUGUAUAACCUGUUUCAUUAUUAUUAUUAUUAUUAUUAUUAUUAUUAUUAUGUAAAUGAACCUGCAAUGCAAAUGUGGCAGUACUGUAGCAAUUACUGCAUUCUGCACAUUGUCAUUCUUUGUGUUUACAUUUUUGUUGAAAAUGCUUUUACAAUUAAAAUAUAGAAAAACAUGUUCAGUAAAGCUCAAUUUGGGGACAUUCUGUCCUUAAAAAAAAGAUGGAACAUAUAAAAUCAGUAAGAAUUAAUAACAAUUUCAUCAAAUAGAGAAGUUGAUUUAGUCCUGCAGUUAAUGUGGUCUAAAUCAAAAGUUCUUUUUCUUUAGUUUUUCACGUAUUAUCUGUUAUAUGGAGACACCAUAAAUUCAGCAUUUGUAGAAUGUUUGUCAUUGUACAAAAAUGUUUUGUGUAUAUAUUUUCUCCUACUUCUGUUCUGGUGUCAAAAAUUUCAUUUUGCUAUGAGUUGUGUAUUCAUAAGCACAGUGUAAAAGUAUCGUGUUUGCAUCUUAUCACUGUCCCUGUCAUCUGUUCUCUAGAAAUGUCCAAUUUUCUUAACUGACAUAAGUUAACUGAAAUAAGAGGUUAGUUUUUGGUUUGACAUUUUUUGCAGGUAUUUCAUUGGAUAUUAUGUCAACCUACAUGGCUUGUGGCAGAUACUGUUUAAAAUUUCCUUGCUCUGUAACACUCGGCUUAAUUUCUUGAAUUGAAAAAUGCUUGCAAAAUCCACAUUUUGUCCCUGUAGUAUAGUUUAACAUUGCUGUUCAUACUGCAUUCUAAAGUCAUGACUGAAAGUCUUUGUAAUCAGUUUUCUGUGUCUGCUAUACAUCAAUAAUUGUUCCUCAUUAUUGUAUUUUAUGUUGGAUUUGUCUUAUUGAGGGCCAGCUGAUUUAAAGGUUAGUCAUUAUUAUUGGACCAUAAGUUCAAAUGGUUUCUUAGUCACUGUCAGCAUAGCUGACAGCCUCAACGUGCCAGUACACCUUUCAUACCUACUGAGCAAUCUGGCAAAAGGAAGGGUCUGGCUGCCCGGCAAAGUUUCAUAACCGCAUAAACUUCACUGAAAUGGUAGGUUCAUACUGGAAGCAAUUCAGAGACCGGAGCACACUCAGGAAGCUAUGCAGAAGCAUAUUUUUUUUUAAAAGUAAAUGUGUAGCAUUAAUAUUAUAACAUGUUUAGUUCAAUAUGUAAUUAAAGCUUUACACAUGUAUUUCUUACUGUUUUCUUAAUGUCUGAAGUUCCUGAACUAGUCAACACUGUUCACAACUAAGGUGUGGGUUAUACGUUCAGGUUCUGUGGUGCUCAAGUAUAUACACAAAUGUAUGUUUAUAAUAUGGAAUCAAUGGGAUUUAUCAUGUUUAUAAAUUUUAUACCAGUGUACUAUUUUUGUUAAAUAAAAGAUCUGUAGGUGAUA
This is a messenger RNA of Schistocerca nitens (vagrant locust), 2267 nucleotides long. It is a transcript of the gene Etfb, whose product is annotated as electron transfer flavoprotein subunit beta. Gene Ontology annotation, cellular component: cytosol. Lineage: Eukaryota; Metazoa; Arthropoda; Insecta; Orthoptera; Acrididae. The record is from RefSeq and is a predicted model, not a curated record. The transcript is spliced from 6 exons. Bases 108 to 869 code for a protein of 253 amino acids. Gene Ontology annotation, molecular function: electron transfer activity.